AUGGCUGCAACAUCAAUAUCCAAGUUGAUGGUUAUGUACUUUGUGGUGGGAGGAUUUGUUGUAUGCAACCUCCUUUCCAUUCAAUGUAAUGCCAAUACAGAAGCAGAUGCACUGAUAGAUUUGAAGAAGAUGCUGGAUGACCCGCAAAAUGUUUUGGGAAGCUGGGAUCCAUCCCUGGUCAAUCCCUGUACAUGGUUUCAUGUUACCUGUAAUAACGACGACCAUGUAAUCAGGGUGGAUUUGGGAAAUGGUGGCCUUUCUGGUACUCUCUCACCACGGAUCGGUGAUCUUCCCAACUUACAAAUCCUAGAUUUUUCGCGCAACUCAUUGAGCGGAAGCUUGCCACCAAGUUUGGGGAACUUAAAAAAUCUAAAUUUCCUUGAUCUUUCUGACAACAAAUUCAGCGGAAAAAUACCCACCUCACUUGACCAACUCUCCAACCUUCGCCUCCUAAAUGUCUCAAACAACCAACUCAGUGGCCCUGUGCCAACAGGAGGAUCAUUCUCAAGUUUUGGAUAUGAUAGGUAUCUUAUUCAUUUAUUUAAUAUUUCAUUUGGUUGGUUAUUUAAGGCCUUUGCGGUGAUGUUGUGCACAAGCAAUGUUAAAACCUGGAAUGAAUUGGAGGGUAUUGCAGCCAAAGUAAUGGUUGAUAUAGAAAUAAGGUUUUCGCUUACAUUGCAGACAAUCUGA
This is a messenger RNA of Cryptomeria japonica (Japanese cedar), 690 nucleotides long. Its product is annotated as leucine-rich repeat protein 1-like. The transcript has 5 exons. Gene Ontology annotation, molecular function: protein binding. The record is from RefSeq and is a predicted model, not a curated record. Lineage: Eukaryota; Viridiplantae; Streptophyta; Pinopsida; Cupressales; Cupressaceae. The coding region runs from base 1 to 690 and encodes 229 amino acids.